This is a messenger RNA of Rana temporaria (common frog), 1086 nucleotides long. Its product is annotated as C3a anaphylatoxin chemotactic receptor-like. Gene Ontology annotation, molecular function: G protein-coupled receptor activity; complement component C5a receptor activity. Gene Ontology annotation, biological process: complement receptor mediated signaling pathway; inflammatory response; phospholipase C-activating G protein-coupled receptor signaling pathway. Lineage: Eukaryota; Metazoa; Chordata; Amphibia; Anura; Ranidae. Gene Ontology annotation, cellular component: plasma membrane. The record is from RefSeq and is a predicted model, not a curated record. Bases 14 to 940 code for a protein of 308 amino acids. The transcript has a single exon.
UGUCAGCAGUGAAAUGGAUCCAACCACGUUUAAUAGCCAUGAGGAUUUGUUCACCAUCCUGGUUUUAUCUCUCACUACUCUCGUGGGUGUCCCCGGCAAUGCUCUGGUACUUUGGGUUACUGGAGUGAAGAUGGAACGGACCGUGACCACCGUUUGGUUUGGGAACCUUGCUCUGGCCGAUAUCAUGUGCUGCUUGUAUCUUCCAUUCAUUGCAGUGCAGUUAUUAUACCAAACUUGGCUGUACGGUCCUGUCCUCUGCAAGAUUUUACCCUUCAUCCUCAUCCUUAACAUGUUUACCAGUGUCUUCACCCUGGUGGCUAUCAGCGUUGACCGAUGGAUUCUGGUUGUCCAUCCCGUGUGGGCCCGAAAUCACCGAAGAAUCAGAAUGGCGUGGAUGAUAUGCUUGGCUAUUUGGAUGUUGUCCUUCGCGAUGUGUCUGCCUACCGCCAUCAACAAAAGAUAUCACACCUCUCAUAACGAGACCUCCUGUUAUUCAGAUUUGUACAUGUUAAAGCCCAUCAUCCUCACACGUGCGAUGUUCGGAUUUCUGAUCCCUCUUAUUAUCAUUUGUAUCUGUUACAUCCAUCUGGCUUUUACCGCACAAAAUAUCAGGUUUUCUGAAGUAGGUCGAAAAACCACCAAGAUGGCAAUAAGUAUUAUUGUCGUGUUUUUCAUCACCUGGGUCCCCUUCCACAUCAUCGCAGUAACCGUGCUAUACACUAUGAAUAAAGUACUGCCCAUCCUGGACCUUCUGGCACUGUCUCUGGCCACGUUCAAUAGUUGCAUCAACCCAAUACUCUACGUCUUCAUGGGGAAAGAUAUGAAGCAGAAGCUGAGACAGUCUGUUGGCGAGCUCAUGGAAAAUAUAUUUAGUGAGAACGUAUUAUCCCCACCAUGCAGUGAGGACCAGCGCACCCCAGAAGAAAGCCUCCCGCUCUAAUGUAUGGAAUGGAUUUGUAGAUGUUUUAGAGUUUUUAUCUUUAUUAGUGAUUGUGAUCAACUACUGCUCAGCAUCUUAUCAGUGCGUGUUAGGGCGGCCAUACUGUAUGUCUUGAAUAAGUCACAUGCCAUCAGGACUUAAUGCUU